GGUUUCACUUCGAUUGUCAAUCUUUUAUCGCUUCUCUGUGUGUCUCCAACGCUUUCCUCUCUUCCCCACACUGCACCAUCAACCUCCAACGACGUCGAGGGACCAUAGUGGGGCACACAGCGACGCUGGGGAACUGAUAUGUAAACCGGCAACAAUUGAUCAUAACCCUCGGACUUGUCAGGCUUUCAUUUCCAGUCGAGUCGCCGUGAGACUGCAGAAACCUGAAAUAGCUGCUGCGGACCAUAUUGAACUGAAAUUGAUUCACGCGAGAGGGUCAAUAAUGUUAUAAGAUUAACGCCGGAAAGCUUCCACUCAUGUGAUUGUAUAGUUUAUAUUAAAUAUAUUUUAUUUUUAUACCGGUGUUUUUGUGCUUGCUUCGUGUUUGCACAGUUUCAGUGAUCCCGCGCAGCUCCCAUUUCUAACACAUCAUCACUGCUUGCUCGGUAUAUGUGAUAUAUUAAAUUAGGGGAAUAAUUCACUCAGAGGAUAGAGGAGUGCGUAGUUUAGCCCAGUCACUCCUCACCGGUGCCCGUUCGUCCCAGUUUGCCUCAGGAUUGGGUCUCUUCGCCACCUGGAGUUCCCCUACCUCGGCUCGGUCUCAUCGUUGUUCUUCCCGGUGAACUGCAGAAGAGCGAGCUCGCUCUCACCGGUAACAGAUAAUGUCGGGGGAGUCGGUGUUGAUCCCGGACGACCGGGCAUUCAGCAACUUCAAGGAGGAGUGCGGGAGCGAGGAGGGCUGGAGUCUGACCUACAACAAGACGGGCAUGACCGUGUGGACCCAGACUAUAGCAGGAGACGAGGAGAAGUCAAUCCACAAGAUUAAGGUGAGAACAGGGUAGGCCGGUACACAGCUGAAUAGAAUAUGUGAGGAGCAGCGGGCACCAUAUGGGCUACCUCGGUCACACAGUCCCAUAACAGGAAGUCAUAAUGGCCUAAAUUCAAAUCCUUUCGGAAUAUUACUCGAAGGAGGGCAAGGAAGUGUUAUUUACAGGAAGAAAGUAAAGAUAGAUUUGAAAAGUAUUGGGCCAGGGCCUGGGUAUGGUGUGUGUUGUGGGUGCCAGCGUGUAUGUAUCCGGGUCUGUGACAGGAUAGCCGGCAAACAGGUGUUCACAUGGAGUUGUUUGAUGAAGGGAGGAGGGGAGAGAGGGAAACAGAAGGUCAACCAGGAUGUGUGUGGACUGUACACGUGAUUAAUCAUCUCUGACGUUACACUGUUGGAGCAGGCCACUUUAAACUCAGACAGGUGUGUGUGUGUGUGUGUGUGUGUGUGUGUGUGUGUGUGUGUGUGUGUGUGUGUGUGUGUGUGUGUGUGUGUGUGUGUGUGUGUGUGUGUGAGAGAGAGUGAGAGACCAGCUGUGUGUGAUGUAAGAAGCUGCAGGUAGAAGUCUGUUCUGUUUCCCCAUAGAGAUUCCUGUUCUGCUACCUGUGAGUGUGGGCUACUCUAUGACAGGUACUUUAACUGACACACAGACAUUUUUGACAGACAUGACCAUCAGAGAAAGGAGCCUAUAAUGGGUCUGGUAGCUAGGUAGGCAGGCAGUAAACCUGUUAUAUUAGCUGUCAUCUAUCUGUCUCUGAAGUGUCCGUUGGCCUGAUUUGCAUAAUGCCACAGUGUAUAAAGUGUGCUUAAGGAGAGGCCUUGUCUUUCACUGCACUCAUGCCUGUAGGGGAUAGAGGUGUGUGUGUGUGUGUGUGUGUGUGUGUGUGUGUGUGUGUUUGCUCAGUUUGUAUGCAGAGGUAAUCUCUCUGUGUAUUCAUACAGGACAGGUGGACCUUCUCAUAAUAGCUCCACAAACAGAAAGAGAGAGAGAGAGAGAGGGAGGACAGUUGUCACACAUAGCAGGAUACACACACUGAUUGGGAGUAGCCCUCAAACCGUUACAUCCUUGUGUGUGUGUCUCUCUAAACUCUUAUGUAAAUGUAUAUGUUGUGUGUCUCAGUAUGGUUGUGUGUGCUCAGGAGGCAGUGAUGCUAUGAUCCUGUUCUUCUAUUUAGAGACUGGAAUAAAAGCAUGGAUGCUCUCCCAGCUGAUGCAUGUGGAAAGUGUGUGUGUGUGUGUGUGUGAGGCUGUUGUAGUGUUCUCCUCUCCCAGACGGCCAAUAGCAGUGAAGAACAGUGACAUGUAAAGUGCAGAUGCAUUGAAACUCCCAGAGGGAGGGGGAGGUUGGGGGAGAGAUCUUUGUCCAUCUCAUCAUCCUCAUCAUCAUCAUUAGCAGAAUAAUGAUCAUUAUAGUCAAUAAUCUAUCAGCCGGUAACCAUUAGUCAUCCAUAUCAUCAGCAUCUCUAUUAACCUCCCAUCAUCAUUAUACUGAGACACACGCACGCGCACACACACACACACAAAGGCAAGCCGAGCUAUGCUUCUGUAUAUAUGUGGGCGGUGUGUGUAUCAUAUGUGGGUGGUUUGACAAGCUGUCAGACUGCUGGCUACUGUUUGGACUUUCCCCAGCACACACACUCCCUGAGGACUGAGGGAAACCUGAUGGUAUACAGAUCCACUCAUCCCAUCUCAUCCUUCUCUUCCACAUUCCUCUACCCCUGUCCAGCAGAACAGAUGAGCUUUGACAGGCCAGAGGGAGAGGGGAGAGUGGGGGAGAGGGGGAGAAGGAGGGAUGUUUGAUUAAACGCAGCUGACUGUACUGCAGUCUAAUGCAGGGGGAAGGGUGUGUGUAUGUUUGAGGUUAGAGGUCGUGUAUCAUGUGACUGUGAGCAUGCAGUGUCUAGUCCACAGGACUCCGUCAAUACAUACACACGUGUACUGCCAACAUUGACCUCUCACACAUGGGAUUUCAGUUUACUGUUCACACGCACCACAGUUUAGUCUCCAUGUCUCGUCAGUUUAGUCUCCAUGUCUCUCCGUCUCUCUCUCUCUCUCUCUCUCUCUCUCUCUCUCUCUCUCUCUCUCUCUCUCUCUCUCUCUCUCUCUCUCUCUCUCUGUCUCUCAAUUUCAAUUUAAGGGCUUUAUUGGCAUGGGAAACGUAUGUUAACAUUGCCAAAGCAAGUGAAGUAGAUAGUAAACAAAAGUGAAAUAAACAAUAAAUAUUAACAGUAAACAUUACACUCAGAAGUUCCAAAAGAAUAAAGACAUUUCAAAUGUCAUAUUAUGUCUAUAUACAGUGUUGUAACAAUGUGCAAAUAGUUCAAGUACAAAUGGGAAAAUAAAUGAACAUAAAUAUGGGUUGUAUUUACAAUGGUGUAUCUCUCUCUCUGUCUCUCUCUCUCUCUCUGUCUCUCUCUCUCUCUCUCUCUCUCUCUCUCUCUUCUCUCUCUCUCUCUCUCUCUCUCUCUCCUGCCCUCAUCAGUAGAGGAGUGUACUGAAUUAGUUUAAUAGAAUUACAAUGAUAGUCUUCUCAUUCUCUCUCCCUCUCCCUCCCCCUCUCCUGUUUCAAUCUGCCCUGUGGACACAAUCGCUUCAUUAUUCUCUCAAAUCCAUUGUGACUUUUAAGUCCUUAGUCCAACACACACACAGAGAGAGAGUUGGGUUACUGAAUCACUAGUGAAACUGCAGUAGUACCUGAUAACAUAGGUCCUCAUGACCAUAGAAAGUAGUCUGUAUAGACUACUACUGGACACGGUUCUGUGAGAUACACUCUCUCUGAGUCUCAGUAUGGACCCAUAGUUAAGGUUAGAGUAUAGAUUUGCUUGCCAGACCCACAAGGCUGUUGAGAGAUGGGUUUCCCCAUAUAGUGAACUACUUUUGGUCGGGGCUAUCCCCAUGUGGCUGUGAUCGAAAGUUGUGAAUGCUAUGGGUUUCUCCCCUCCCCCUAUCUUCUGUCUUCUGUCUGUGUUGUUGUGGUGUGGAGUAUUCCCUUGGCUGAGGUAACCAUGGAGAUGGCGUUACUGUAGGGCAGUUUUGCAGGCCUCUGGUGUGCGUGUGUGUGCAUGCGCGUGCGCGUUCUCCUUUUUAAGAGCCUGGACAUUGGCCAAUUCCCCCCCCCCCCCCCCACACACAACACAAAACAACCCUUUAAACUCUCACCCUCUUCUCUCUUUCCUUCAUCUUUCCCUAUUUACUCCCGUACUCCGCCUCUCCCUCAGCUCUUCUACCUACCACAUUCCUGUAGCGAAUGCUCUGACCAGAUCGGAAGGGGAGGAGAGAAAAGAGGGAUAGGGGGGGAAAGCCUCCCCUUCCCUCCCCCCCCCCCCCCUCUCUUCCUCUCCUUCUCUCUCCUCCCGCCUCGCCCCUCUCUUCUCUUCUCCCCCUCCUCUUCUCCUUCUUCUCUUCCCCCCUCCUCGCUCUCCUCUCUCGUCUCUCUGGUCUCAGACUCGUCGCUAAUCAGGCGAUCUCGCUCUCUCUCACUCCCCAUCGUGUCUCUCCCUUCUUCCUCUCUCCCCUCUCUUCUCUCUCCCCUCUCUUCUCUCUCUCCCUCUCUCUCUCCCUCUCUUCUCUCCUUCUCUUCUCUCUUCUCUCUACCCUCCCAAGCCACUUGAUUAAGGAAGGUUAUAACAUUUUCCUCCAUGUAGCUGUGCGUUUGUAUAGUGUUAGUUAUUUAUAGUUUAGGUGCUGUUGACUAGAGACACAUCUGUGUACACUGGCCGGCCCAUCUCUUCAUUUAAAACACACACACACACACACACACACACACACACACACACACACACACACAGUAGUGUAAGGGAUUUGGCGUCAGGGUGGUGUCAGCUGUGUUAGGAAAUGUAUUUUGUUGUUUGGUCGACUAACGGUAAGAGAGUGUGUGUGUUUCUCCUGUAGUGUCGGAUGGCGUGUAAGGACGUCUCAUCUGAGACCAUGUAUGAUGUUCUCCAUGACAUCGAGUACCGUAGGAAAUGGGACGCAAACGUCAUCGAAACCUUUGACAUCGGAAAACUCACUGUUAACGCAGACGUGGGCUACUACUCCUGUACGACACAUACACGCACACGCGCACACACACACACACACACACACACUCUCUUGGCGUUGUGUGUGUAUGUUAAUGAGGCUCCUCGUCUGUGUCUAGGGAAGUGUCCCAAGCCGCUGAGGAACCGUGACGUCAUCACGCUGCGGUCCUGGCUGCCCAUGGGCAGUGAUUACAUCAUCAUGAACUACUCUGUCAAACAUGCCGUAAGUAUAAACAUGUACAGGGAGAGAGUGUCCUGGUCCAGAAACCUGUACUAUACCCCCUACCCCGUGGCUCUCCAACCCCGUUCCUGGAGAGCUACCCUUUCUAAGUUCUCAACCCCAGUUGGAACUAACCUGAUUCAGCUUAUCAACCAGCUAAUUAUUCAAAUCAGGUGCCCUAGACGAUGUCUCCAGGAACAGGGUUGGAGUCUUGGAUAGGGUCAGUGGAUAACCAACUGGUUGUACAACGUUCUGCAGGUAGAAACAUUUGAGAUAGAACAGACCUGCAGGAUAUUUUCCUCAGUGGGAAACAAAUGCUACAGUAGGACUGUCCACUCUAUUUGAAUCGACAUGCUGUAGAUGGACAUGUCUUGGGGUAUCUUUAGUGGUUGUGUGUGUGUGUACGUAAGUGCAGUUUGAUAAAGGUGGGUCAUGUGUGUUUAAGUGGAGUAUUUGCUUACUCUAGUAAGACUGUGUGUGUAUUAGUUGACAUAAUCCUCUGGCAUUUCAAUAAAGCUUUAUCGGUCCGUGCCACUUCUAACAUUGGAUAAAGCCUGUGUGUGUUUGCUGGAUAGGGCAGUGGCAGCUCAGGGUUAGAUUACUCAACACUCAGACAGUACAGUGGCUCUGCCCUGUCCAAGGGUUUGGUUUGGAAUCAGACCUCUCUUUUUUACUCCUCUCUCUCAGUUUACUGUUCACACGCACCACAGUUUAGUCUCCAUGUCUCGUCAGUUUAGUCUCCAUGUCUCUCCGUCUCUCUCUCUCUCUCUCUCUCUCUCUCUCUCUCUCUCUCUCUCUCUCUCUCUCUCUCUCUCUCUCUGUCUCUGUCUCUGUCUCUGUCUCUGUCUCUGUCUCUGUCUCUGUCUCUGUGUCUCUGUCUGAUCAAUAUUAAGUUGGCCUCUCAUGUGACUGCUGCUGCUGUAAGCUUCCGCAUUCCACACUCAGACAAACCUGCAAGACACUUCCAAACAUACAUCCAGACAUACACAGCUACUUUGCUCACAUUGAGUUCAUUGAGAGGAAUGUGUCAGAGUUGACUGUUAUUGGACUAGGCAGGGCCAGCUUCAGGAACAGACAGAGAUGCAGAGCGGAACUAGGAUAGGAACUGUGAGUGAGAGUGAGAAUCCGUACUGUCACUUUACCCCUCCACAAUAUUGUGCAGUGAACUCCUGAUAAGUGAAUGUCAUCUUUUCAAUUUAAACUCUGUUUAAGUGCAGGGCAGUUCAUCAUUUUAUUUAAAUACAUUUUGGUUGAAUGUUCUGGCCAUAUAGUGCACUCAUGCAGAAUGAACCCAAAUAACUGGAGUCAACUGUAUCUCCUGAGUGGCGCAGUGGUCUAAGGCACUGCAUCGCAGUGCUAACUGUGCCACUAGAGAUCCUGGUUCGAAUCCAGGCUCUGUCGCAGCCGGCCGCGACCGGGAGACUCAUGGGCGGCGCACAAUUGGCCCAGCGUCGUCCAGGGUAGGGGAGGGAAUGGCCGGCAGGGAUGUAGCUCAGUUGAUAGAGCAUGGCGUUUGCAACGCCAGGGUUGUGGGUUCGAUUCCCACGGGGGGCCAGUAUAAAAAAAUAAAAAAUAAAAAUGUAUUCACUAACUGUAAGUCGCUCUGGAUAAGAGCGUCUGCUAAAUGACUAAAAUGUAAAUGUACAGCAGUUGAACUGUCAGUGGUUGAGACCAUUUCCUCAGAUGGGGUGUUCUGUGCUAACUAGGGCUGUUCCACUGUGUAUUCCUGUAGAAAUACCCCCCCAAGAAGGACAUGGUACGAGCGGUGUCCAUCCAGACUGGCUACCUGAUCCAGAGCCAUGGACCGAACCACUGCACUCUGACCUACCUGGCACACGUGGACCCAAAAGGUUAUAUAUGCCCCCCCCCCCCCCCACAGUGGAGGCUGCUGAGGGCAGGACAUCAUAGUAAUGGCUGGAAUGGAGUCAAUGGAAUGGUAUCAACCACAUGGAAACCACAUGUUUGAUUCCAUUGACUCCAUUCCAGGCAUUAUUAUGAGCCAUCCGGUGGUUAAUGUGCUUGGAGAGUUAAUGAAUGAUUCAUACUCAGGACCUUCUUUCUAUAGCAAUCGCCAUAGUAACUAUGGAUCUGUAGGUCAGGGUCUGUCCCUCUCAUCUCUCUCUCUUUUUAUUGCUCUUUCUCUGUUAAUCCAACUCUUUUAAGAUCUUAAAGCUCUUGAUAAUCUCUCCAUCUAAUUAUCUCUAAAUCACCCCUUGUUCUGGUGUGAGCAUGUGUGUGACAUCUGUUAACAGUGAGUGAUUUGACCGUGGAUGACAUGCCAUGGUGUAACAUUUAAAAAUCCCCCCCCCCCCCAGGUUCACUACCCAAGUGGGUUGUUAACAAGUCUUCCCAGUUCCUGGCUCCCAAAGUAAGUACAUUCCAGACUGCUUAUCCCUACACUGCCCAGCAUUACACUCCCACUGUACACACUCCCACUCCCAUAACCACAUUAUAAUGCUGAAGCAAGGAGAGGGAGGGAGAUGGGUAGCAGGCAUGUGUGAGUGGCUGUGUGUCUCCAUGCAUAACCCUCUCACUCAGCAGAGUCUGGUUGUCAGGUCUUGGGAGACACGGGAGAACACCUAUGUAUAAUGUAUGAUCCAUCCUACACUUCCCUGGGCUAGAAACUGUGUGUGUGUGUGUGUGUGCUGAAAUAGGCCAUGGGUCCUCAAGGGAAUGAGGAAAGAUGAGGGAGAGCCCCUGAUAUCUAGAUCUCAAACCGAUAGACAACACACUAAAGCACAGCAGCCAACUCUCUCUCUCCAUCACUAGGUUACUACAUGGCACAGCAGCCAACUCUCUCUCUCUCCAUCACUAGGUUACUACAUGGCACAGCAGACAACUCUCUCUCUCUCCAUCACUAGGUUACUUUAUGGCACAGCAGACAACACCACUACUGCAAGAAGCUCUCUGCUGUUUGUGUUCCUUUUUAACCCUGGCUAAAUGCAGAUCUCUGUGUGUGUGUGUGUGUGUGUGUGUGUGCAGGCGAUGAAGAAGAUCAGUAAGGCGUGUCUUAAGUACGGCGAGUGGAAGCAGAGACACAACCCGGGCUUUAAGCCCUGGCUCUACCCUGAGCAGACUACACUGCCCACAAUCUCUGUGUCCGAGCUUAGCAUCCAGCACGCAGACAGCCUGGAGAACAUUGACGAGAGUACACUCAGCGAGAUGCAGACGCGGGAGGAGAGAGACAGCGACUAACACCACACACACACCUCAGUGAGAUAAGAGAGACAGUGACACAAACACACAACACACACUUUCUCUUUCCUCUCCAGUCAGUCUCUUUGUCCUGAAUCUCUGCCCCUAUUGCCCAUUAUACCAUGUGUCUCUGGAUCACAUGGCUGUCUCCUGUAAAGCAUCCUGAACACACACACACACACACA
Messenger RNA from Coregonus sp. 'balchen', 8439 nucleotides. NCBI's taxonomy places the organism in Eukaryota, Metazoa, Chordata, Actinopteri, Salmoniformes, Salmonidae. The record is from the annotation of a GenBank genome assembly.